Molecule: messenger RNA, 4428 nt
Organism: Brenthis ino (lesser marbled fritillary)
Lineage: Eukaryota; Metazoa; Arthropoda; Insecta; Lepidoptera; Nymphalidae
Source: the annotation of a GenBank genome assembly
AUGGAGUAUCGAGCCCCACACCCGAUGAGCUCCGGGGCGCCCUACUACCCCCACCCUGGUGUGAGCGCGAAUAAGAUCGCCAAACGCAACGACCUGGCCCCCAACAAGGGGGGCCCGUUCGCGGCGGCGCUACGCACGCUAGCCAAGAACGCGGGCCCCGAGAAGGACGGUGCCGGCGCACCCCCCGCAGAGCGCGACGCAAAGGAAAAGCCGCCGCCGGCGAAGCGCGCCUCCCCCCACCACCUGCCGGCCAGCGGGUUCCAACCCUACCGACCUGAUGAAAGGUUGUCCCACCCUGCGGCUGCGUCGUUCCCGCUCCUGGAGCCGACGUACUCGCCCUAUGCGCACCCCUCGCUUUACUCUAGCGCUGCGUUGCAAUACAGGCUAGCAGCAGAAGAACAAAUGUACUUAGAAAGGGUAUUCCGUGGGGGUGUCGGCAUGGGGGUGGGGGUUGGGUGGUUGCCGCCUUAUGCCCUCUACCCCCCGCUAGCGCCGCCCCUGCCCCUGGUGCCCCACGCACCCCAUGGGCCACAUGGACCCCACGGACCCCAUGGGCCCCACGCACCGCACGGACCUCACGGCCCACACGGGCCCCACGCCAUACACGAAGACAGGGAGAAAGAAAUCGCGUUGCAGCGGGAAAGAGAAAGGGAAAGAGAACGAGAAAGAGAAAGAGAGCGAGAGCAGCGAGAGAAAGAGCAGAGAGAGAGGGCGGCGAGGGAGAAAGAGUCCCGAGCGCGAGAGGCCCUAGCCGCGGCCGCCCUACACGCGCCCCACGCGCUGCCCUACGCCCUACCCCGCGCCCUACCGCCCUUACUCUACCGCCCCUACCGCACCUUCGCCGACUACGAGCCAGAGGACGAGCGAACUAGAGCCAGCAAGGCGAGUCAACCAGUAACGUCCAUAGAAGAAGAAAGGCCAGUCGUUGUACAAGAAAAUAAUAUUACGACUGUCGCUCCCAUAACUAAGCCUCCUGAACCAACAAAACCUGAAGAACCACCUCCCUUUCAUGAAAAACCUUGCCCUCCCACUUUCGUAGCUCCAAAACUCAUAUCACAUUCACCUAAAAUAUCUCCAUCUUCAAUACCAAACCCAAGUCCAAGUGUCACGACUACAAAACAGGUUGAACCAGGAUAUCCUAAUUAUGGCGGCUACAUGUAUUCCGUACCUGGUUAUUCUGCUUUCCAACCAGUGUCUUAUCCCGGAAUAGUCCAGCCAACACCAACUGUUGUACCUCAAACUAAUAACUCAGAUAAUUCUAAAACUGAAUUCGUUCCUUUUCCUGUAGCAUCAAAGAAAGACAUUACCCAAAUACCGCAAGAAAUUGAAAAAAUUGAUAGUGUAACAACUGAAAAUCAGGCACAAGCUAAUGUUCCCAAUGCACAAAAAGAUCUUGAAGAAAAAUUUGCUCCGGAGGUUAUUCCUUCUGUACCUACGAGUGAAGUAAAUAAAAAUCAAAUAAAUGAAUCAAAAUUAUGUGUGACGUCAUUAGCUCAGGGAUCAGCCUCACAUGUAGCUAUACCCCCUCAAAUUACUAAUAAAGAUAUAAAAAAGAAACCACCCGAAAGAUUCAGUCUUAAAACAAGUAUCCCAAUUAGUAAAAUUGAUAUGAAAUGUGUUAGUAAUCCCCCAGACUCUAUGUUUCAAAGUAAUUUACCUAAAAAGCCUUUUAAUCCAGCAUUUCAUACACCAAAUAUAAAAGAAAAUGGUCCUAAAAUAGAAAUACAAAGUAAUAUAGUAAUUAAAAGUGCAACGAGAGAAUCAGAUGUGAUGGAAAUAGCGAACGUUCCCCCAAUUAGUAAUAGCAUAAGCACUUUAAUCAAUGCAGCAGAAGCUAUUAGCAAAACAGAUACACAAUUUAAAACACCGGAUCCAAAACCCGAACUGCCGAAUGACACCAAGGAACCAGCAUUUUCACCUCCAACAACAGUUGCUCCAACACGUCCUCUUUUUAAUCCAAUCAAUUUAGAUUCAAGUAAGCCGAAUAUUCCCACGAAACCACCAGAUCCACCAUUCAACGAAUCAAAGAACCAAAUUGUUUUCAUACAAAACAAAAAUCAAUCAAAUACAAAAAUGUUACUAGCUAUUCAACAACAAAACCCUCAAGUACUUCUACAAAGGACAAAUUUUGAUUCAAAAAACUUGCAAGCUCCUUCACGACCGUCAAGCCAAUCAAAAAAAUGUAAAGAAGAGCUCGUCAAUGAAAAUGGAACAUCGUCCAAAGUUGUUUCUUUGAAACGAAUGCAUCAGGACAAUUGUGACGAGAAUGACUUUGAAAAUUUAAUUACAGAAAAUCAAAUAUAUGGCAAUAAGAUUGUCGUGAAGGAGAAAUCGCAAGGUACCUCACAGGAACAAGACUUGAAAAACAAAUCUAGAUCUGACAAACCUAAUCAAACUGAAACUAAAAAUGUUGUGCUACAGCCGAAUUUUGUCUAUUUAAGUAAUGUUCAGUUUCCAGCGAAUCUGAUGAUGAUAAAAAAUAAUACUAAAGUGACAGAAUCAACGAAAAUAAGAAUGACAUCUAAUGAAAAUAAACAAAACGAUAUAGCCACAACAGCUUCUAACAAUGAAUUGAUUAAGACUAGCAAGCCACAAAAUGUACCGGUAAGUAAAGAAAUUCAUGUACUAAAAUCUAGCAAUAAUGUUUUACAAACUCUACCUAGUAAAAACAACAAACCAGACAUAGUUUUUCAAGCACCAAACCAAAAAGUUAUAAUGAAUUCACAAAUUGUGUACCAAGUUCCUAUGAUCAUGGAUUCAGAUAACAAAUUGAAUCAAACAUUUGUCAAAGAAUAUCCUAAGAUCGUCGGUCAAAACAAAAGAGACAUUCAAAAACCUUUCGACCAAACUAAGUCAAAUGACAAGCUUUACAUAGCCUGUCCUUAUCAAAUGGACUCUAAACUUCAACCAAAGAUUGUUAUAACAAAUAUUAGGCCUAAAAUAACUAAAGUAGAAGAAGUCAGUACACUUGACAUUUACGAGCAACGUAAGAAAUUACGUAGACUAAAAUAUUUAUCAAAUCGUGAUUCAAAAAGUGGUCAAAGUAAUGAAACUCACAAAUCAGAGAUAAAGAAAACACAAGAUAACCUAAAAAAUAUUAUAACCCCAGAAAAAAUGAAAGAAGAAAUUUAUAAAGAAUUCGCUACUACUAAAAUAAGUGUUCAUGAAGAUAGUAACGAGAGCGAUAGUGACUAUGGUGAAGACGAAUUAGAUAAAUAUCAAACAAUAAUAGACGAAUAUGGACAAAUUGUAGAACAUAAAGAAGCUAAAGAAAAUGAACUCAGGAAAGCAGAGUUUCUUGCACAUUUCAAAUUAGCUACACAAGAUGAAUGUAAAGAAAUUGAACUAGAUCGCCAAGAAAGGAUAAUCCAAAAAGACUCAGUCGCAUCAGCCUAUAUUGCUGCUGGAAGAAUAGAUUGUCUUCAAAAAGAAGAAAAUAUACCAGAGAAACGUAAAUCAGGUGUACCAACUACGGAAAACCUUAACAUCGAGUUAAUUGAAAAAGAUGAAGGGGUUGAUCAGCAAAGUAAAAGAAGUUUUUUAAAUAACUUCAAUUUAACUAAAGUGUCACCACAUUAUAAAGAAGGCUAUGAAAAAGUAUGGCAUGAAAUAAUAAAAGAAAGAAAAAGAAGGGAAGAUCCAACGGAAUCUGGCAUUAUAUUAAAGCAAGCAAGACUUCAGGCCAAAAUCGUAGAACUUGAUCCAAGUGGUCAACUUCAAAUAUUAACGGAAAUAAAGAAACAUGUUAAUAAAAACAACAACCUUAUAAAGAAAAGAUUUGACUCGUAUUGUGACGAUGGGGAAAGUAUUAAAAUACUCGCUGAAAAAAAUUUCUCCGAACUAAAUCGUUUGUCCAAAAUGGCGGAUAGGAGUGUUAAACACUUUAGUGGGCAAGAAACGAGAAAAAGAGAUCUAAAUCCUGGUUUCGACAGCGAAAAUAUCCAAAAACCAAGACAAGGAAAAUAUUAUCCAGACAUCAAUAUACCAAACAUAUCAAAGAUUAUCUCCUUAAAAACAGUUCAAAGUGUCAAUACGGUAUCUUCAAGUCAGGCUACCUCGAUGGACGAACCACAAAAUUCGGCUGGAGGUGUUAAAGAAAUAUUUUCCGAUGACUUAGACAAAGCUCAGGAUUUUAGUUGCCAAGUUGAUAGCUUAUCUUCUUGGCCAGGCAUAGAAACUAUUAUCAAAAACUACAAGGAAUACGAAAUAGUGCGAAAAAAAGAGAUAGCCGAUCUGCACAAGCGAAAUACAGCUCUUCGAGUAGAGUCUGCGCACAUCACUCGCGCGGCGUCCAGAGACACCGACAGAGCGAGAGCUCUCCUCGCGGAAAGGAGAAACUUGGCUAAUGAAGAACGAGCCGUGCGAAAUUCUAUACAAUGGAUGUAUAGCGUUGUGGACAUUGUUAGAAACUACGAAGAAAAAUGGAGU